Phragmites australis (common reed) is the source of this 1037-nucleotide messenger RNA. Its product is annotated as dehydration-responsive element-binding protein 1E-like. Gene Ontology annotation, biological process: regulation of DNA-templated transcription. The record is from RefSeq and is a predicted model, not a curated record. Gene Ontology annotation, molecular function: DNA-binding transcription factor activity; DNA binding. The coding region runs from base 61 to 726 and encodes 221 amino acids. The transcript has a single exon. Lineage: Eukaryota; Viridiplantae; Streptophyta; Magnoliopsida; Poales; Poaceae.
UCCCUCCCGAAUCCAAACCAAGUCAGACAAUUCGAAACCCUUCUCGAGGCCAGUGGACUGAUGGACUGGACGUACUUCGGCAGUGGCUACUCCUCGUCAGGGACGCCGUCUCCUCCGGCUGGCGGCGACGGGGACGAGGACUCCUACAUGACGGUGUCGUUGGCGCCGCCCAAGAAGCGGGCGGGGAGGACCAAGUUCAAGGAGACGAGGCACCCGGUGUACAAGGGCGUGCGGAGCAGGAACCCCGGGAGGUGGGUCUGCGAGGUGCGGGAGCCGCACGGCAGGCAGCGGAUCUGGCUCGGCACCUUCGACACCGCCGAGAUGGCGGCGCGCGCGCACGACGUCGCCGCGCUCGCGCUGCGCGGCCACGCGGCGUGCCUCAACUUCGCGGACUCGCCGCGCAGGCUCCGCGUGCCGCCGCAGGGGGCAGGGCACGAGGAGAUACGCCGCGCCGCGGUGAAGGCCGCCGAGCUGUUCCGCCCAACGCCCGGACAGCGCAAUGCAGGUACCGAGGCGGCGGUGAUAGCGGCGCCCGGUGUCCCAGGGUGUGCGGAGAUCUGUGGGGACUUCCCUUACUACCCGGUGGAGGAUGGGCUGGAGUUGGAAAUGCAGGGGUACCUUGACAUGGCGCAGGGGAUGCUCAUCGACCCGCCACCGUCGACUGCGGCUCCGUCGGCGUGGAUGGAUGACGAGUACGACUGCGAGAUCAGUCUUUGGAGCUACUGAUCGUGCGCAUCUGGACCCGGCUGGUUUUGGCGCGAAGAACUCUAUAUACAGUUUAUGUGCUAAUGUGUGCUGUUUCCCUGCCAUUCUGACGAAAUGUAAUGCGAUCAGAAGGAGCAGAGGAGUGUGCUUUAGGUUUCUAGAGGCCGCAUUCGCACAUGUGGCAGUGUCACUUGCGUUAACAUGGGCCAAGGUCGCCUUUAGCGCCAGAGAUGACACUUGGUGCAGGCACCGUAAGAUCAGAUUGUGUAAUAAACAACAGAUUCUGCUGAAUGUUUGACCUCGCAGGCAUGGUCCGCAGGGAGGUUGAUGAA